AUGGGACCAGGCAAUAAUACCCAAAUUUCAGGAUUUCUUCUGAUGGGAUUAUCAAACAAACCAGAACUGCAGCUCCCUAUUUUUGGUCUUUUCAUCUCCAUGUAUCUGAUCACUGUGUUUGGAAACCUGCUCAUCAUCCUGGCCGUCAGCUCUGACUCCCACCUCCACAACCACAUGUACUUCUUCCUGGCCAACCUGUCCUUUGCAGACAUCUGUUUCACCUCUACCAUCACCCCAAAGAUGCUGGUGAAUAUACAGACACACAGCAAAGUUAUAACCUAUACAGGAUGUAUUAGCCAGAUCUGCUUUUCCUUACUUUUUGCAAGCUGGGAAGACUUUCUCCUGGCCGUGAUGGCCUAUGACCGGUUCGUGGCCAUCUGUCACCCCCUGCACUACAGGGUAAUCAUGAACCCCCACCUCUGUGGACUGCUGGUUCUGGUGUCCUGGAUCAUGAGUGUCCUGAAUUCCUUAUUACAGAGCUUAAUGGUGUUGCAGCUGUCCUUCUGUUCAGAGGUGGAAAUCCCCCACUUUUUCUGUGAACUCCAUCAGAUGAUCCAACUUGCCUGUUCUGAUACCUUUCUUAAUGACACAGUGAUAUAUGUUUCAACUGUGCUGCUGGCUUGUGGUCCCCUCACUGGGAUUCUUUAUUCAUACUCUAAGAUAGUUUCCUCCAUAUGUCGAAUCUCAUCAGCUCAGGGCAAGUAUAAAGCACUUUCCACCUGUGCAUCUCACCUCUCAGUUGUUUCCUUAUUUUAUUGUACAGUCCUGGGAGUGUACCUUAGCUCUGCUGCUACCCAGAGCUCCCACGGAAGUGCUGUGGCCUCGGUGAUGUACACAGUGGUUACGCCCAUGCUAAACCCCUUCAUUUACAGCCUCAGGAACAAAGACAUAAAGGAGGCUCUGAUAAGAUUCCUCAGGAGAGUAACUAUUAAAGGGACAAUUGUCCUGGUGGUGAAGAAGUGCCUUGGUUGUAGGGCUCAAAGCCAUGAUUUUUGA
Molecule: messenger RNA, 996 nt
Organism: Ailuropoda melanoleuca (giant panda)
Lineage: Eukaryota; Metazoa; Chordata; Mammalia; Carnivora; Ursidae
Product: olfactory receptor 7A10-like
Exons: 1
Coding region: 1-996 (331 amino acids)
Biological process (GO): G protein-coupled receptor signaling pathway
Cellular component (GO): membrane
Molecular function (GO): G protein-coupled receptor activity; olfactory receptor activity
Source: RefSeq, a predicted model, not a curated record